This is a messenger RNA of Bactrocera neohumeralis, 2082 nucleotides long. Its product is annotated as NADPH-dependent diflavin oxidoreductase 1. The record is from RefSeq and is a predicted model, not a curated record. Gene Ontology annotation, cellular component: cytosol. The transcript has 2 exons. NCBI's taxonomy places the organism in Eukaryota, Metazoa, Arthropoda, Insecta, Diptera, Tephritidae. The coding region runs from base 108 to 1853 and encodes 581 amino acids. Gene Ontology annotation, molecular function: NADPH-hemoprotein reductase activity; FMN binding; flavin adenine dinucleotide binding.
UCCAAAUUUCACUUAAAAAUUUACAAGAUCGAGCGCGUGUAAAUGCGCUCGUUCUAAACAAUUUUAUAUACAUUAAAACAACAGAAAAUUUAUACUAAAGUGUGAAAAUGCGUUUGGUUAUUCUCUAUGGUAGUCAAACGGGCACAGCCCAAAAUGUGGCAGAGCAAAUUUGGCGCGAAUCAAAAACGUGGGGAUUUAGUGGCCCAGUACUACCAAUGGAUGAGUAUCCAGUAGAACAAAUGAUUGAGGAAAAAUUAGCAAUUUUUGUCGUAGCCACCACAGGCAAUGGCGAUGAACCAGAUAAUAUGCGAAAAACGUGGAAAUUUUUAUUACGACGAAGCUUACCGGGAGAUUCACUACAAAACUUACAAUUCGCUUGUUUAGGACUAGGCGAUUCUAGUUAUGCUAAAUUUAAUUUUGCAGCUAAAAAAUUAAACAAACGUUUAAUGCAGCUAGGUGGCAAAAUGAUCCAACCUUUAGGUCUAUGUGAUGAUCAACAUGAUCAUGGACUUGGUGCGACAGCUUUACCAUGGAUUGCAGAGCUGUGGAAAAACUUGAAAAUGACGCUACCGUUUAAUGCUUUGAAGAAAAAUGGUGAUUCAAAAAACAUUUUUAAGUGGCACUUGAUUUGCCUUGCCCGAGAAACGCCAUUGAUAGCGGAGGAUAAGCUGAAAUGGCCACUAAACACUGAAGCUAUAAGUUUAAAAUUAAGUCAUAAUCAGCGAACCACUGACGCAAGUCAUUUUCAAGAUGUACGAUUUCUUAGUUUUGAAUUUCCUUCUGAUGUUAAAUGGAAUGCCGGUGAUGUUUUAGACUUACGACCUACUAAUUCCGAUGAGCAAGUUCAAAAGUUUUUCGAAUUAGUCAAAGAACAUAAUUUGGACUUUAACGAAAAAACGGUAGUAAAACUGGAAACUGUGUAUGAUGAUAUGCCAGUGCCAUUGGCUUACGUGAAUCCAGUGAAUGUGGGUAUGUUAGCAAAGUAUAUUUGGGAUUUGAGUGCUCGCCCCAAUCAACGCGCUUUUGAACUGUUGUCUUUGAAUUGUGAGGAUGAAUUGGAGAAGGAAAAAUUAGAAGAAUUCGCCACAAUUGAAGGUUUGGAUGAUCUUAUAAAUUACGUGAACCGCCCAAAACGUACAAUCCUAGAAGUUUUACAAGACUUUAGGCACAGUACUUCAAAAUUGAAACUAUCAAUUUUGUUUGAAAUGUUCACUGUCAUACAACCACGAAGUUUUUCAAUUGCUUCUAUGCCGUCCACACAUUCACUUGAUCUCCUCGUAGCAGUGGUUGAGUAUAAAACCAAAAUGUCAACUCCACGACUUGGACUUUGUUCAAAUUGGUUAAAAUCAUUACCAAUUGGAUGUAGUGUAUUUGGUAUGGUAAAAAACGGUACAAUGACAUUGCCUACCGACCUGGCAACACCAAUCAUUAUGGUAGGCCCAGGUACAGGAAUUGCACCUUUUCGGAGUGUGAUACAAUAUAGAAACGAGCAACAAAAAAGUGGCGCCAAAAUCGGCGAUUUGAUUGUUUUCUUCGGUUGCCGAAAUAAAACGAAGGACUUUCACUUUGUUGAUGAUUUUACCAAAUGGCAAAAAGAGAAAUGCUGUGAAGUGUUUGUAGCAUUUUCACGUGAUCAAGAACACAAAGUGUACGUUCAACAUUUGAUAACAAAAGAAAAGGCACGAAUUAGUGAAUUAAUUUUGAAGAGAAUGGCUGUGAUAUUAGUUGCUGGUUCUUCGAAUAGUAUGCCCAAAGCGGUUCGCGAGGCGUUUAUUGAAGUGUUGAAUGGAGAUGAGGAAUAUUUGAAUCAGAUGAUUAAAUGUCAGAGAUAUCAAGAGGAUACAUGGUCGUAAAAUAACGCAAUAAAAAAUGCAGGUUUUGGUGGAGCAAGUAGCAGUCGUUCAGCCUCGGCAUCAGUUAUAUCAACCUCUGGAUGAAAUUGCACUAAUGGUAAAAUUUCUAAAACAAAAAUGAAUCGUUGACAUUUGUAGUGGAUUGUGUUAAAUACAAUAUGGAAAUACCAAAAGAAAUAAAAGAAAAAAUGUAAUCCUGCUUGCAGGUCGGACAGUUAUUGCCGUUUAA